AUGACGAAGCCCUCAAUUAACAACGUCGCUGUUAUCGGCGCAGGCAUCAGUGGUGUCGUGACCGCCGCACAUCUCCUAUCGGCAGGGCUAGAGGUCACUGUCUUUGAAAGAAACAGGGAAGCCGGCGGUGUGUGGCUGUAUGAUGAUAGGCGCCCUGUUGAGCCCAUAUAUCCGUCCACCAAAGCUUCCCAGGGAGAGCAGCCGGGAGACUAUGAGGAUCUCCAGGAGUCUGAACGCAUUCACCUUGAGCAUGCACCGCCUGGAGCGUGUUAUGUCGGCCUUCAGAACAACGUCUCGACGCCACUCAUGAAAGUCACUCUGAAUUCAUGGCCGGACGAAACACCGGAUUUUGUUUCCCAUCGAGUCAUGAAUGAAUAUAUCCAGGAUACGUCACGUAAAACCGGGGUAGACGAUAUAACGAAAUAUGGUGUUAAAGUGGUCGAUGUCCAGAAGGUGAACUCGCAGUCGAAGUGGCGCGUGACCUGGACGAAGAUAUACGAAGAUGGAGUUUCAGGAAGGCUGCGAGAACAGCAAGAGGAUGCACUCUUUGACGCCGUCGUCGUUGCAUCCGGGCAUUAUCAUGCUCCACGCGUGCCGGAUUUGCCAGGACUUAGCGAAAUCAAGAGAUUGUGGCCACAGAAAAACGUUUUUCUUAUCGGUGGCGGCGUAUCAUCCACCGACAUUGCGCGUGAACUGGGACCAGUGGCCAAAUCCAUUUACCAGAGUACAAGAAAUGGACCUUUUGAUCUGGCGGCGAGUCUUUUGCCCGAAAAUGGAGUGCGAGUAGACGAAGUUGCGUCUUUUGAAUUGAGUGAUGUUUCGUCGACUGCUGGGAACUCAACGGAAGAACGCAGCCUGCCAGUUACAGUGCAUCUAAAGUCCGCGAAUGGACAUUAUUCCAUCACGGACAUUGAUUAUAUCAUAAUCUGCACUGGGUAUCAUAUCACUCUGCCUUUUCUGGGCGCGCUUCACGAAGAUGAAACCAUCCCCACCGAGGCCAGUGACACCGUCCUCGUCACCGACGGCAGACAAAUACAUAAUCUGCAUAAGGACAUAUUUUACAUCACCGACCCUACUUUAUCCUUUAUUGGAGUGCCAUUCUAUACGGCUACAUUCUCUCUGUUUGACUUCCAAGCCAUCACCCUGGCAGCUGUUUACUCGGGGGUUGCGCAGCUGCCCCCGGAGUCAAAUAUGAGGGAGGAGUAUCUAGCCAAGGUUGAAAAGAAGGGCAUUGGUCGUCAUUUCCACUCCUUGAAGGAUCAAGAGGAGAUCUAUGUCAAGGAUCUACUGGAUUGGGUUAAUUCGUUCAGGGGCAAGUACGGAUUGCCUUUGAUUGAGGGGCAUACGGAGACCUGGCUUAGGGCCAAGGAGGAGCAACGGAAGAGGAUGCAGAAGCUUUUUGCCACUUAUGAGUAG
Talaromyces atroroseus is the source of this 1416-nucleotide messenger RNA. RefSeq lists its product as hypothetical. The transcript has 5 exons. Lineage: Eukaryota; Fungi; Ascomycota; Eurotiomycetes; Eurotiales; Trichocomaceae. Bases 1 to 1416 code for a protein of 471 amino acids. Gene Ontology annotation, molecular function: NADP binding; N,N-dimethylaniline monooxygenase activity; flavin adenine dinucleotide binding. The record is from RefSeq and is a predicted model, not a curated record.